AUGUCGUCGGCUUCGAGUUCGCCCCCAGUUCCAACGUCGGCGAUUGUCAACUGUGUGGUAAACAUGGUUCUAUUGGGGCUUAAUGCCUAUAAAAUGCUGUUCGACCCCCUCGGUGCUCUCUCAGAUCCUCUUUAUCCAUACUUUGUCAAGAUCUUUCGCCUUCCGAAUUUCGCUAUUCAGACACAAAUCAAUGAAUUUGGAGUCGAAGAGCCUGUUUUAGACCCAUUCACAAUGCAACUUACAACGGUCAUUGCCAUUCUCUGCGCCCAUUCUGCGGUUCUGUAUGCCGUCAUGUUGAUUCACAGGCAAUGGGAGUAUAUAUAUAUGACGGCUUUGUCUAAGGCAGUUGGGGUUGUUGGGGUCGGUAUUAUGGCUUGGACUUUGUUCCCUGAAAGGGCGAGCCCGCCUAUCGCCUUAUUUGUGGUUUGGGAUACCAUGUGCGUGCUGCAUUUGUGGUAUGUUCUCGGAACGGCGAAGGGAAGUUCGAAGGGCAUGGUCAAGGGAAAGACAGCUUGA
This is a messenger RNA of Orbilia oligospora ATCC 24927, 516 nucleotides long. RefSeq lists its product as uncharacterized. Bases 1 to 516 code for a protein of 171 amino acids. NCBI's taxonomy places the organism in Eukaryota, Fungi, Ascomycota, Orbiliomycetes, Orbiliales, Orbiliaceae. The transcript is spliced from 2 exons. The record is from RefSeq and is a predicted model, not a curated record.